AUGCUCAAGUCGAAGUUCUCGCUCGGGGCGGAGAAGGCAGCUUUCCAGGCUGCAGGCAAGAGGAUCGAGGCGGCCGCGAAGCUCGACGCAGCGAAGCGCAGGUUCGGGGCAGCAGUAGCGCGACUCAAGGAGGCCGAGACGGCGCGCAUCGCGGAGCUCAAGGCAAAGGCUGCGGCGAUCGCCGCGGCGAAGGCCACGGGGGCCACGUCGCCGUGA
Emiliania huxleyi CCMP1516 is the source of this 216-nucleotide messenger RNA. RefSeq lists its product as hypothetical. The transcript has 3 exons. The record is from RefSeq and is a predicted model, not a curated record. Bases 1 to 216 code for a protein of 71 amino acids. NCBI's taxonomy places the organism in Eukaryota, Haptophyta, Isochrysidales, Noelaerhabdaceae.